AUGAAUUCAGAAGAUGAAAAAAUAUUAUUGUUGGCAUUAACACAAUUACAACCAACAGAUGCAAGUCGAUUACUGCCUUGUUUUGAUGAACCUGAAAUGAAGGCAGCGUUCAAGAUCAGUAUAAUUCAUCCCAUAGGAACAUCAGCAAUAUCAAACUCGCCUAUUCGUCGAUACCGAAAUCUCAACUUGGAGUGGAGUGAAACAGAAUUUGAAGUUUCGCCUGUUAUGUCAACAUAUUUGCUAGCCAUUGCUGUUAGCGAUUUUGUUUUCAAACUUCACUACUGUAAAAAUAUACAGGUUCGAGUUUGGUGUCAACACACAAAGCUGAAUGAUAUCAGCUAUGUUCUUCACAUUCUUUGCCGACUACUGACAUAUUAUGAAAAAUUCUUCGCUAUUCCUUACCCGCUCAAAAAACUUGAUGUCUUCGCUGUUCCUGAACUCCGAGUUUUAGCUAUGGAAAAUUGGGGUUUAAUAGUUGUACGUCAAAAAUUGAUACUUUAUAAUGAGCGGUUAAACAGCCUACGUGAAAGACGCGUUGUCACGGAUGUCAUUGCACACGAAGUUGCGCAUAUGUGGUUUGGAAAUUUGGCAACGAUGCGAUGGUGGAACGAUUUGUGGCUGAACGAAGGGUUCGCCACGAUGAUAGGCCAGAAAGCGGCUGAUUUCUCACAAUAUUUUGCGGCAGAGAUAACACUAAGAGCCUUAUCAAGCGAUCAGUACACGAAAAUGACUCAGCCAAUUAGCCUGAGAGCAACCAGUGAUCGAAUACACAGUCAGGAUAUCAAAAUAAUUUACAAUAAGGGUGCUGCUGUGAUUCGUAUGGUUGAGUCAACUGUUGGUUCUGAAGUGUUUCAAAUGGGUUUGAACCAUUACUUGCUGAAAUUUGCAUAUUCAAAUGCUGAAAAAAAAGAUCUUUUGAAUUGUUUUUCAAAAAUUUUCAAGGCAACUAAUUAUCGCCAUUAUGAUCCAUUUUCGAUCGCAAAUGUCACUGCUUCCGAUUACAUCGAUUCUUGGAUUUAUCAAAGAGGAUUUCCGCUUCUGAAGGUUCGACAGAGUGGGAAUUACUUCGAAAUUGGUCAAAAAAUUUUUGACUUCGAUAAUAGCACUGAAUUCGCUAGUACUCAAUGGAAUGUACCAAUAUUUAUUCAGAAAAAUGGACGUGAUGAACUUUAUUGGUUGGAAGCAGGCAAGACUGUAAAGAUACUAUUUCGUGAGCCACGUGUUUUUGUAAUCGAUCCGAAGUUUCAUGGUUAUUACCGCACAGAAUACGAACUUCAGCACUGGAAACUUUUAACAAGACAUUUAUUGAAUAAUCAUAGUAAUUUUCUUGUAUCUACGCGAAUUAAACUUCUUGAUGAUGCAUUUGUGCUAGCCGAGAAUGGACAUAUUCCGUACGCAAUCGCAAUGAAAAUGUCAUUAUAUCUUAGAAAUGAAAAUGAAGUUGUCCCAUUUAUUACUUUUUUGGCUCGAUUUGAAUUAAUUUUGUUUCGCUUAUAUCGCCAUCCAAAUGCUUCCAGGCUUAAUAAAUUUCUUCAAUUUCUUAUGGAGCCUCCCUUUGAUCGAAUAAAUGAAGCCGAAUCUAAUUCGCAUCUUUUGAAUGAAAUACAAUUUGAAAUUCUAAGAGAAUUAAUAUAUCUGAAAAUGUGUGCCAGUGGAUAUCAACGAUGCAUUCAACAACUUCGAUUACGAUUACAAGCACUCUAUGUUAAUUGCUCGCAUGAAAAGUUAGAAGCAAGUUCACGGAAUGUGGCUUAUAUGGUAGCAUCGAAAUAUGGCAAUGAAUCAGAACUGUCAUUUCUCGUUGAUAAAUUUCACGCCGAAGAGUAUCACGCAGAACGUGAUCGAAUUUUCUCUGCUCUCGCCAGCACCUCCAAUCAAACUUAUUUAAAAGAGUAAAU
Messenger RNA from Thelazia callipaeda (thelaziosis nematode), 1898 nucleotides. Lineage: Eukaryota; Metazoa; Nematoda; Chromadorea; Rhabditida; Thelaziidae. The record is from the annotation of a GenBank genome assembly.